This is a messenger RNA of Phanerochaete carnosa HHB-10118-sp, 594 nucleotides long. RefSeq lists its product as uncharacterized. Bases 1 to 594 code for a protein of 197 amino acids. NCBI's taxonomy places the organism in Eukaryota, Fungi, Basidiomycota, Agaricomycetes, Polyporales, Phanerochaetaceae. The transcript has 4 exons. The record is from RefSeq and is a predicted model, not a curated record.
AUGCCCGCCACCAGGACUUCACGCGCUGUCAGCUUUCUUCAGCCCCCCACGAUUCCCCCAUGCGUCCCAUUGUUGCUCAGCGAGAUGGAGUUAUUUCCUACGCCCUCUCGUGUAGGAGUCUUUGGCGAGAAUGUGCUGAUCGCUCGGCCCACCCGCCCAAGAGUCUUCGGGGUGUACGAGGUGCAAGUACCACCAGUCGUGCGACCAGCGGCCCGCUCCCGCGCCGACACUGGUAAGAAGUCACGCCUAUCGUCAUAUGAAAAGCCCUCUGCAAAAAGGCCGUCUCCCGAUGGUACAGGGUCGACAACCUCAGCCGAAGCCGAAGUUGAAGUUGAAGCUGAAGGUGCCCCCCCAUCCGUCCGAGCACCGAUUCCGAAACCUUUCGGGGAGGUCGGGCGUCCGGGGCGCGGCGGUUACAACCUCGAUAAUUCGCUUAGGGCGAUUGGCUGGUCUGCCGAGGAUGUCAGCGAGUUUAAGACCAAGGCAAGCUUUGCGAUUGAGAAGCAUCUCAAUAUCGCCAAGAGCUAUUCGAAUCAAUUGCCCGCCGGCCUUCAAAAAGCACGCGAGAUUGUAAAUCAUGGCCGACUUUCCUGA